CUGCUUCUUCCCGUUUCUACAGGUGGACUACCCUUCUCCCGGAAACACCCCCUGGCUAACUGGCUGUCGAGCAUGAUCACCAUCUUUGCUGGUGGUCUCCUCACGAACUUCCUCCUUGGCGAACCCAUCCUCGGUGCUAUCAAGAACAAUCAACAGCUCCUCCUCGCUACAGCUGUGUGGUACGUUAUCUUCUACUCUCCCUUUGACGUUGGUUAUAAAGUUGCGAAAUUCCUUCCGAUCAAGGUUCUCCUGGCUGCCAUGAAAGAAGUUUAUAGGGUGAAGAAGAUUAACGACGGAGUGACUCACGCGGCAAAGGUCUUCCCUAAUGGCUACUUGACCAUGAUUCUCAUUGGCACCAUCAAGGGCAACGGUUCUGGCUUCAUGAAGGUCAUGGAACGCUUGAUGAGAGGAGUCUGGACACCUGGGGCCGUCGAAGUUAUGCAGCCUACCUUCCCCACGAAAGCUUCCAUUGCGGCUGCAUUUAUCUUUGUGCUGGAUAAGAAGACCGAUCUUAUCUCCGCACCCCACGCUCUUGUCUACUUCGGCAUCUGCAUCUUCUUUGUUUACUUCAAGCUCUCAUCACUGCUGCUGGGCAUCCACGACCCCUUCCUGCCCUUCGAGAAUCUGUUCUGCGCCAUCUUCCUUGGGGGCAUCUGGGACUCCCUGGCCCAGACCCUCGCCGGCAAGAAGGGUGCCGCAGCCGAGAAGAGUGGAGAGGCUGUCAAAAAUGGCUAACCUCCCUGGUACGACUUGCACCUCGACCAAAAUCAGUGAAAUACAUUUGUAUUCACAGCACUUUUUUACCAACUUUUAUGGCAGUGAACACAUUGAUACACACAAAACAGUUCUGUGUUUACAACCCAUUCUAUAUAUCUUUUCUCUUAUUCUUUUGGACAAUUUUAUGACAAGUAAUUGAUAAUACACAAGGCCAAACAUAAAAUUGGCCUACAGUGGUCUUUCUAUGUGAUGAUUUCAUAUGAAUGGUGUGUUUAAACUUGAUGAAAUGGAGGAAAUUGGUAAAAGAUAUAGUGAAACGAAUUUAAUCUAUUCAAUUUCACAUUUGUUAUUAUUAUGAUUAUUAUUGUUAUAAUGAUUAUCGUUGAUUUUAUUAUGUCAGGAAAGUGGAAAGUAUAAGUGGUCAGAAUUCAUCCACUUAUUUUUAAUUUUUGUUUGUUAUAAUAUGUAAUGUUUGUAUACAUAGUAGCUGAACUGUUUCCUCAUUACUUGUACAGUGGAACAGGUAUAAAAUGUACAAACGACCAACCAUCUACGUGGUAUCGAAUAGUACUUUUUGUGACAAGGGAAUUCUUCAGUAUUAUUUAGUACUUAUACUCGGUAAUGGAACACAGUGAAUUGUUUCUUUCUUCCUGUUAUUUUGUCUGCAAUGAUAAAAUGAUCAUGGGGUGGGGACUUGCUUCUUAAAGUAUCUCAUCCCAGCGAUCUUGAUAAGAUAGUUUCAUGUUUUAAUUAUUUUAUUGAUGUUAUCUUGAUUAUUCUUAUUACUACUAUUAUCACUAUGAUUAUUUUUUUUUUCGGUUAUAGAUAUUAAUUUGUUCUUGUUUCUUAGGUAGUCAUUUCUCUUGAAUGUUUCUUAGUAUCCAUUGUCUGCAGGCCCCUACUAGUCAUGUUUAUGUGUUUCUUAGCAGAGGGUUUUGCCACGUUCCCAUCACACCUUUCCUUUCCAGUCGACCCUCCAGUCCAUGUACCUACUUCUCCACCCCCCUUAGCCCCCUUUUUUCGUACAGGAUUCUGGUAUGGGGACUGUGUGCAUUAUUCUCUGCUUUCCAUAGUAUUUUGUUGGUGAAGCAUAACCCAUUUUUUUUUUUUUUCUGGUCUUUUUAGUAAUAACUAAUAGUAUCUGAUUGGCUUAGUUAAAAGGAUAAAAAAAAAGGAAAGAAGUUUGGAAAGGACACAGAGACACGCUCAUAAAAGAUAUCUAGGAAUUUCAUGAGAGACCAGACAAAGUGCAGUAGUUUCUCAUGGUCUAUAUGUAUGUAUAAAUAAAAACAGAACUCAAGCAGCAAGACCUUAAAGUAUAUACAAACACACACAUGGUGUUAGUCAGCUGCUUUUUACGUCCACUCCACACACCUCCUUUUACCCCCAACCCCAACCCCCCACCCACCCACCCACCUGUGCAAUGGUCUGGCAUGUUGCAGCCACACAAAAGACAAACGAAAGAUAAUACUCGGCUGGGCAUGCUAGUCUGCAUCCUUUUUUUUUUUUUUUUUUUUGUCUUUGAUGAUGCCAUAAUGUCAGAAAUCACAGAAAAUUGUUAAAUUUUUACAGAAAAUAAAAAUGUGAGACCCUC
Messenger RNA from Penaeus indicus, 2311 nucleotides. RefSeq names its product trimeric intracellular cation channel type 1B.1-like. The record is from RefSeq and is a predicted model, not a curated record. Gene Ontology annotation, cellular component: membrane. The transcript has 7 exons. Gene Ontology annotation, biological process: potassium ion transmembrane transport. The coding region runs from base 73 to 735 and encodes 220 amino acids. Gene Ontology annotation, molecular function: potassium channel activity; identical protein binding. Lineage: Eukaryota; Metazoa; Arthropoda; Malacostraca; Decapoda; Penaeidae.